This is a messenger RNA of Ciona intestinalis (vase tunicate), 1094 nucleotides long. NCBI's taxonomy places the organism in Eukaryota, Metazoa, Chordata, Ascidiacea, Phlebobranchia, Cionidae. The record is from RefSeq and is a predicted model, not a curated record.
AGUUAAGUUAUAAGCUUAUUACAACUUGAAUAAAGACGAUGAAAUUGGUAAAGAAGUUCUCAAUUUUGGCUGCGAUUGUAGUCUGUUAUUUCGGCUGCAUAGCUGAUGCGGUGCCGGUUGACACUGUGGAAAAACAACUUCUACAGAGAGAGGGUACCGGGAAUCCUGAGAAUUUCUUGGACUGGACGAAUCAAUUAAACUCCACAGAUGUUGACGAAACCGACGAGGAAUUAUAUGACCAACUCCUGUAUAAUAUCCUUAUUCCGAUGCAACAAAAAAUGAUCGCAGAAGAGAACGGACAGCUUGACAAUGCAGAAGAUAAUCCUUUCCUGGCAGAAAAUCGAAACAGCGACGAAGAAAACAACGAUUACAGUCCCGGACAAGCUGAGUCUAUCCAGUCGGAUAAACGCUUCCAGUCUUUGUUUAAGCGUUACCCUGGUUUUCAAGGACUUUUUAAGCGCCAUAACCCCCAUCUUCCAGACUUGUUUAAGCGCUAUAACAGCAUGGGCUUAUUUAAGAGAAGCCCCGGAAUGCUAGGGCUUUUCAAACGGGGUCUGCUAGGCCUGUUCAAACGCAGCGAUGCUCGUCUACAGGGUUUGUUCAAGCGGGAUUCAGCGACACAAGGCUCGUUUAAGCGCAGCUCAGAAGCUCAGGCCCUUCCCAAACGUUACCCCAACUUCCAGGGCCUAUUUAAAAGAUUAUCAGAAGCAACAGAAUAUCCUGAAGACGACAGCUCCAACGACGAUACGAAGCAACGAGGCAAUCUGCACAGCCUAUUCAAACGUGAUACUUCUGCUCAUUACCUGGAAGACCGCGGCGAAAGCAUCCCGUUUCUUUUCCGACGUAGUUAAAUGUAUAUAUAGGAAAAUACAUUGGACAUCGUGACUUUAUUAAUGGAUACAUUUUGCCCACGUAGGGCUGUCGAUAUAUUUGUUGUGCACACUUUGGUUAAUUUUACUUUGCACUACGUCUUGUUACAUGCUCGUUCAAUAAAUGUAUAAAGCCAACUAUGUUGCAAUGAAUGGCCGUGUAAGAGUGACAGGAUUGAGUAAACGCAUCGGGCAACCUGUAAGAUUUACAAAAUGGAUAUGCGU